Anopheles arabiensis is the source of this 7167-nucleotide messenger RNA. RefSeq lists its product as uncharacterized. NCBI's taxonomy places the organism in Eukaryota, Metazoa, Arthropoda, Insecta, Diptera, Culicidae. The transcript has 15 exons. The record is from RefSeq and is a predicted model, not a curated record. The coding region runs from base 638 to 5506 and encodes 1622 amino acids.
GUUUUGAACCGGUCGCGCACUACUCAAGCCACGUACGCGGCCGCGCACAAUUCGCUCGCAGUGUUUCGCGACAAACUCGCUCGGUACACGCGCGCAGUGAUUUUUUGUUUUUUUGUAUUGUGUGUGAUCUUUUUGCGUGACAAUUACGCUGCCCGGGAGGGGGAGGUAGAGGUCUGUGCCUAUCUAUCUCAUUUGCAAUCCCCGGGCGCUAAUGUUAAAAACCGCACCAACGUAAAGGGUGCGUAUAUGUCUAAUUACACAUUUACUCGCUUAGAAGCUGAAGUCGUGCAAAGUUUUCGGACUGUGUGUGUUUGAGUGUGUUCUAAUAUUUGAAAACAAAAGAAGAAAAUAGAGCAUCAAAAGAAGUACAAACAAGAGGCGCUGCACAAAAAAAGGCACCUUCAAAGGUUCUCAGUCGGAGGUGGAAAUGUGCUUUGCAUUUGUGACUGAAAUCAGCUGCAACAAACUACAACCGUCGGACCGUUCGGCAGCUACUGGGCCAGCGAAGGCCCCGUAGAUCGAUACUACAGCCUCAACCAAGUACAAAGAGCGCCGCGUCCGGACGUAGCCGGAUGUUUCACCGACCGCCCCGCCCUCCCCGUCAACAGCUGGCCCGGCCGGGACCAACCCGCCCCCUAUGGGGAAGUGUGCCUCGAAGCAGCCAGCUCCCGGACUGAACGAAUUUGGAAGCGCACCGUACCUUGCCAUCUGCAGCGAAGAUGACAUCCUCUACAUCAAUGUGGGCCAAUCGGAGAGCAAGAAAGCGUCGAAGAAAGCGGCCACCGACACUGGCCUGCACACCAAGGGGACGGCUAUGUCGUUUGGCUUCAAGAAGCACAAGGUGCAUCAGGCAACCACCGGCAGCAACGGUACGAUCGGCACAACCGGAAACAACAAAUUGCCACCGGGUGCGGUCACACAUACCGGCGACGGUGGUGGUGGUGGUGUCGGUGCCAGCGCAGAACCAGUCCCGGGAGCGGUCACUAAUCAGAUCAAGAAGUUCAGCCACAGUAACCACAACAACAACAACAAUAAUAAUAACAACAACAACAGCAAUAAUGCGACACUGGAAAGGGAGAAAGCGGAAAGGGAGCUGGUGCAGGCCACCGUCAUCUCGAACCCGGGCGUCGAUGCGGCAUUUAGCGACAACAACGGAAAUAGCGGAUCGGUAGAGUCGGUGGACGACACGAGCGGUGGUGUGAUGGGCCCCGGCCGAACCACGGCCGCCACCGGCCGUUCCACACCGCGGCUCCAACCCGCCAAGAAGGACAGCAACGGGGCGCCGUACCGCAGCAAUCGGUUCGGCUUCCGCACCAACAACAUCGUCCGGCCGGCAUCGGUCGGGCUGCAGCCCCGGGUGGCCAACGAUUUUGACAAACAUUCCUCCACCGCUACCAACACCAACAACAACAACAACAUCCACGCCCAUAACAACAACAAUAACAACGUGUACGUCGUUAACGACAAGCGCCGCUCGAAGAGCGCCUCCUCGGCGGCCAGCGCACGCACAACCUUUACGCCGCUGCCGGGCACAACAGCGGCGGCGGCUGCAACCGGAACCGGCGGGAAUGGGGCGAUCCUGCUGCACCAGCACGCGUACGGUGGGGGUGCAACUGCGCUGCAUCGUCCGCUGCCGAAAUACCAGGCGCCGAGUACGAAAAUAGCCCACCCCACCGUGCCGGACUCCAACAGUGGUGCCGGUGGGACUUAUCAACAUCAGAUGACGAAAUGCAACCAGGGAGAGCAUAAAAAUACUCAGCAUUCCGGUACCGGGGCGAAGCAGACGGCCCAGCAGCAUCAGUAUACGCACGGCAGCGAAGCCGGCCAGAACGCACCAAGCGGUGGUGGUCUAUGUGCAAAACCACCACUGACUGGCAAUGGGCAUACGGCCGGCGGCACCACUACAUCGGCCAAACUAGGUCAGGAGGCGGCCACAACGGCCAGCAAGUUUACGCUGCACACGUCCAGCCUGCCGAAACCGCAGUACCCGGUGUCGAUCUCACUGACCGGUACUACCGCCGGGCCCGCCGCCGCCGCCAGCUCGCGCUACACGAUGGACACGAAGGGUGCCAAGCAUGCGGUCAACGUGAGUCGCAAAGAGUUCGCCAACACGAACGUGACCGGGGCGCCCGCGCUCGAGGACACGACCACCACGACGACCAGCAGCAUCCGGAUGCCGCGGCAGCGCUACCGCAACCUGGAGAUGGUGAUGAGCGGCCGGCACAAGUUCGAGGUGCGCGAUCUGGAAGCGCUAACGACGGAACCGAUCGUACCGCUGCCGCUGCCGGAGCUGCCGAGUGCGUUCUGCAGCACGGGCAACCAGCGAACGGCACCGCUCAGCGGGCUGAUCCGCUCGACCGAGCUGAAUGCCAGUGCCAAUGCGUCCGCCCUGCACGACGAUAUCGACAUCAACGAUAACCGGUACGAGCAGGCCGAGCCGGGCGCGGCAGAGGAGCAAGUGACACCGACGGCACCGGACAGCGAAGGGCAGAAGGAAAGCCUCGAGGAGGAAAAGCUACUGCGCGAUAACAACUCGUCGGAAAAGAGUCUGAUCAAGGGCGGCGCGAUGAAGGAGCUGAUGGAGAGCUACGAGGAAAGCAAGAGCUCGACGCCGAGCUGCUCGCGCGCUUCCUGGUUCACGGCCGGUGAGGCACUGGCCGCGAAAGACUUUGGCAUCCGCAGCCUAACGAGCAGCGUGGAGAGCAGCACAUCGAGGCAGACCGAUUCGAUGCCCGGCAGCGCACAGGACGAGCAGGAAGAGGAGGACAUCAGCUCCGUCACCAUUACGGCGGGCAAUCCUUCGGCGUUCUCUUCCAUUUCAGCGCCGAUCCCGAUGGAUGUUUCCGCCACCAACCUGGACAGUGUGUCGGAGGUGCUGGUCAGCUUCACCGACCCAGGAACGGAUCCGCUUGCUAGUGGGGGCGGCGAUGCUGCCACCGAACCGAACCGAAUGUACCGCAACGAGCAGGCCAAGUUUGCGGAAAUGGCCGCCGCCAUCAGUGACGUGCUGCUGCUGGACGAUGAAACCUCCCCGACGGACAGUCUCGUUAGCAGCUGUACGGAGAACUCGGACGACGUGAAGAAACCGCGCGGCGGCAAGAAAACGGCCGAAAACACGAAGGAAAAGGAGAAGGACAUCGAUGAGAUCUCGCCCGAGCUGGACGAGCUGACCAGUCCCGUCUCGCCCGGCACACCGACCCAUGCUUCCAACUCACUGUCGCUGUCGGACGGCGGGAGGGAUUUUCUGAUUGACGACGAAAUCGCCGACCAGCCGGGGCUGGUGUUCGAUGAGGGCAGUACGCUCGAUCUUGGCUCGCUCAAUCUUAACCUGACAUCACAGAAGACCGACACCGAUCGAACGCUAAAGGACAACCACAAUCGAGCUGCUGCUGCUGGCACUACAAACGGGACCGGCUCCCAACCGGCAGCAAUCAGGGCGACUCCACCGUCAGCGCCCAAGCCGAGGAGGGCUAUGCCGGAUGCGUACGAAUCGCCGGCCCUGUCGCGCAAGUCGGCACGCAGCGGCAAUCGCAUGGCGCGGGCAGAAUCGCUCGACACGCUCUCACCGUGCGACUCGAUCGCGUCCGAUGACUUUAUGCUUGACUUUGACUGCAACAGCAGCAUGGACUCCAUCGAUCGGGUCGCGCGUUCCAGUAUGGGUGGCAGCGCUAACGGGUUAAACUCGAUGGACGAGCUGCAGCUGUGGUCCGAGCUGGAGAACAAAGGCGGACACAUCAUACGCGAGUGGAGCACACUGCUACGCAGCAGCCCGCAGAGCAACAGCACUCACAGAUCCCAGCUACCGGCAAGGGCACGGCUACUCACCCGACGCCUGCAGAACAACGCGACGCCCACGAAUGGAUCGGAAAGCCCGCGCUCGAUCGACAGCCUGCCGCGGCGAACGUUCGCCGGCUCGUACAAGACGGCCACCCUGAGCCAGUUCCACAAUCUCGCCAACAACAACAACAACAACAACUGUACGGACUCUGCCUCGACCGCUACCAACUCCGCGGAAGAUCUCACCCUGCUCGACAAGUCGCUGCGCAACUCCAUGCUCCAGGACGUGGUGCACUUCAAGAAGCAGCUGGUACGACUCCGCCGGAUAAUGCAAGAGGAUGAAGAAAAUUUGAUGAUGACCGAUACUCUCAACCCAUUUGAAAAUAACAAUGGGCAAUUCUUCACGACGGCAGCAGCCGCAAUGGCCGCCAAUGGUACGAUCGGCUCGGCAACAACUACAGCGGCAGCGACGACGGCAACGUCCCAGGAACAGCAACAGCAGCAGCAGCAAGAAAACAUACUCAUCCGCGAGUCCAGCGUGGCGGCCCUUGCCCUACUCGAGGACCAGCGGCAGGAGCUGGCGGAUCUCAGAAGACAGGUGGUUUACCUUCAGGGUGAGCUAACGGCCAAAGAUCGCACGAUUCGGCAGCAGCAGAAUCUGAUCGAAAAGUAUGAAGCGGAGCGAGAGAAGCAGCACCAGCAGCAGCUCCACAGCCUCACGAACGGUGGCUCGUCCACGGAGAGCGGGGAAGGUACGGCCCUAUCCGGGCCGGACAGUACCGGCAGCAGCGAUCGGAACCACCAGUCGGCGGAAACCAUCAGCACCGCCACGCAAACGGAACGACUGAGGCCCGUUUCCUUCGGUGGACAGGAAGGAUUAGGAAGUCGCAGUGAGAAGCCGGUGACGCCCAAAAACGGACUGCGCACACCAUCAGCAGUAGGGCUGGCGGGGGCAACACCGCCCCACCAACACCACCACCACCACCACCACACCAACGGGACGCCAACGACACCGAAAAGUAAAACGCAAAUCUCCUCCGUCUACACGCAGCUGUCCUCGGUGCGGCACAGCUACGCCGGCAAUGGCAGUGCGCCAACCACACCCACACACGGCACCGGCGCACAGAACGGACUGCGCCGCACCUCGCUCGGCUCUAGCCACAAUCUGAGCACGUUCGGGCUGCACAGCCCCAGCGAACGAUCGCCGAACGGCAGCAACAAACCCGUCCGCACCACACACAUCGGGACGCUCGCAUCACCCAUCCAGCGGCAGCCCCCCAACGGCACCACCGUGAAACCUCCACCCUCCAAAGCAGUUCCGCCGAGCCGAACGAACGGUGUUGUGACCGCGUCGAAAUUGAACGGAUUGAAUGGGACGGCAAAGCGAAUGGCUGCAGGGGCAGGGACUACCACCGGCAGCAGCAGCAUCAUCAGGCCACCGUCUUCGUUCGGGAGCAGCAGCAGUCUAGCGAGCGUCGGUGAGCCGCUGAAAAGCAAAUCGGCACCGCUGGUGGUGGUGCCGAAUGGGAAGCUCCUAACGCCGGCCGCUACCGGUGCGGCGACGAGCGAUGAGCGGGAAACGUCCAGUUCCUCGGACUCGGACAAGGAUACGGUGGUAGUGAAUGGAGGAGCGAUCGGUACGGCGGGGAGUUGUUGCAGCGAGGAGAGCAAUCUUGCCAGUGCCGGCAACACCAACGGCAGCACCGUCAACGGUAUCGUAGGACACUGAACGACCGGGGGUCGGAUGGGUUUGAUGGAAAGAGACAAAACAAAUCGAUGUGUGAUAGAAGGCGCAUAGGAAGGAAGGGAAAAAGCCGUCGGAAAACAGAAGAGAAGCAGGCGAAGGAGAUUCCACUGUGAAGGAGAGGUAUUAGAGAUUAGAAGAGAAUCGUUCGUUUGCAGUAAGUUAUAAUUUUACUUUAUUAGUAGCAAUCAUUGGGAAGAUUGGGCGACGGUGGUUGUUAAAAGAUUCCCUCCUCCACCUCAUGCAAAAAAACGGUCUGCUGGCAAGCUCUGCUAGAUUAAUGAUUUUAAAAAGAGGCUCCCUGGCUUGGGGGAAACCAAGUGUUCUCAGUUUGCGUAAAAGGAUAGGGCGGCAGUAGUUUCAAUUGUGAAUAAUUUCCUAUUUUCCAUCAUUUUUGCCUAUUUUAGUAAUUUCUUUCUCCUCUUCCAAAACAAAAGGCAACUAAAAACCCCCAACCACUGUUGUAUACAUAUGCAUUAACUAAUAACAAACAAAUGGAAAUAUUACACAAAUCUUAGCUAAAGAGCAGCAAGCAAAAAUAGGGGGGCAAAACAGCAGCAAAAUGAUAACUAUACCUAAUAAUUAUACUACGAACCAAUGUGAUCGAUGAUGAUUUGUGUAUUGCAGUACCCUUCCUUCUUGUACAUGUUUAAGGCAAAGCGGCCCAGGCAAAUCGGGGAAAGAAACAACCUUCACCGUUGUGCACAAAAAGGCAAAGAAAGGGCACCCAAUGUGGAAAGGGAAAGGGAAAUCUGUGUAAAGCCUAGUUUCGGUUGUAUUUAUUGAAAAGCAACAUAACGAAAAUUCCCAUUUUUCUUCGGAAAAUCACCCAUAGCACGCUGUUGUAGCAAAAUGCAAAAUGAAAAGGGAAAAAGAGAGAGAAACAAACCGCCUCCUGUAGCAGCUGUUUUUUACAAUUUUUACACAAUACAUAAUCCUGUGGCUUUAUGCGUGUGAGCACAUGUAGGAGAGGACAAAAAAAACAGGGAAAUUAGCAUUAGCAAAAUUGGAAACAGAAAACCACAAUUGAAAUGAUAUGGUCACACUCGUUUUUUUUUUUUUUUGCUCGGUACAACACUUCCAUUUUGUGCAAUUAGUUUAACAGUAGCUCAUUGUUGCCUGUCGUUGUAUUAUUAGCUUCUGGAUUAGUUCUAGUUUUGAACAAGAGGGGCUAGGAACUGUUAAGUCGCAGAUGCGCCAGCAUAUUAGUUUGUAGAGAAAGACAGAGAGAGACAGAGAGAGAGAGAUAAAGGGCAAAGAAAAUGGUAAAGUUUCUUCGAAUCAAAGGUGCUGCCACGUGUGCGCCUAGUAAUAUAUGUUGAUUAAGUAGUAUUUCUACGUAUUCGUUGAAACCCUACAAAAGGUAGUGCGUUAAAGGAUGAUUGUUUCUUUUUUAAAUUGCUAAAUUCAGGUUAAAAGUUAAAAAAAACGUGCAAAGAACGAACAGUGAAGACACACAAAUCUCUCUUGGCAAAAUAUGAUACCGUGGCAGACUCUUUGGACAGGUAGAGCAGAGCAAAAAUCCCACUUUUGAAAUAAUUCCCCAUGUAACGUAAAAUAUAACGACUUGAUAAAUCGCAAAAAAAAAAUACAACGCUGAAAUCAUAACUCUCUUUCUCUGUGCAGAAUGCGCGCAUACUGUCCCG